AUGGCUGGCAAGAACGUGGAGUUGUCGCAUGCUGAGAUGUGGGAUGACUCCGCCCUCAUAGACUCAUGGAACGAAGCUCUUGAUGAGUACAAGACCAAGAAAUCAACUCUAACACAUAGCCACCGGCACAGGACCCAUGGGGCCAUCGACCCAGAAACGGAAGCGGUCGAUCGGUCUGAGAUCAUGGUCGAUGGAGAGGCAGCCAACGAAACGAAGGAGGUAGGCGGCAGCACGGAUGUAAAACAACCCAUUCACCCCAGAGAAAAUCCAGGAAGAUCAGAAAAGCUUGGCAUCUGUUAUCCUGCAUCGUGUUCAGUCAACAGCAAGCGUGCCUGCCGCAAAGGCUAUCUCGAGCAGCGGUGGCGCCCCAGGCCCUGCGACAAUGGGCCCGCAAGGUCUUCUCGGUUCAGUACAGGACGAAGGACUGAAGAGACUUUUGAUGUCAUGGUACUACGCUGGAUAUUACACCGGAUUGUACGAAGGGCAGCAGCAGACACAGGAACCGCGGCAAUGAGGCUUAGUAGCCUCUUACGGCCUGGAAUAGGGGAGUUGGGAUGGUGUGGGGAAUGGGGUGAGGUUGGCCAUCCUGAAAAGCGGCUGCUCGAGAGUUAA
Messenger RNA from Colletotrichum truncatum, 612 nucleotides. NCBI's taxonomy places the organism in Eukaryota, Fungi, Ascomycota, Sordariomycetes, Glomerellales, Glomerellaceae. The record is from RefSeq and is a predicted model, not a curated record.